CGUGUUGUGCAAUUAAUUAGAUUUAACUCGUUUUCUCGUCAGCAUUUUUGAUAAUCAAAUAAAUCCAUAAUGUCGAAACGCCUGAAGGAAAUCAUUUUACGAAAUCAUUAUAAGCCAACUGAGUAUAUAAAUAUGUCCAAACCACUGGCGCUUAGAGACAGAGUAUCACUUAAGAAGGCAAAACCCGAGGCUGCGACUUGUAUUACUGAGAUGGCAGUAUUAAUGUCAUGUUGGAAGCAACAUGAAUUCAGCGAUGCAGACUGUUCAGAAGAGAUCAGUCUAUUCAACAAGUGUCUAGCAGAUGCUGAGGUUUUAAAGAGGGAAGCAACUCAAGCAGGGAAAACGGGAUCAGCCAAGAGACUUUCGAGCAAACAGAUCAAUGAACUCUUAUGGAAGUACCCCCUCCCCAAGGAAAAAUGAGGAAGGAGCUCAAUAUGCAAGGCAGCACAAGACAAUUACAAUCUUAUCAAGGUGCUAUGCAUCAAGAUUAGAAGUUCCUCUGCACUGUUAGAUGCAUUGCAAUGGUCACCCUGUCAUCAGGGGAUCAGAACCUUAAGAUCUUCUUGUGUCCAAUUAUCCAAUGUCUUUGAUAGAUGUCUCAAUGCUAGGAGAUUCUGUUUGGUCAGAUCCUCUCCGCAGAAGCAGGUGAUGUUUCCAUUCUAUCCUUCCCACUUUUGCUGGAUUGGUUUGCGCAGCAGCUGUCAAGAUAGGCUGAUGAUGAUGCAUAGCCAGAAUGGUAAUGGAUCUACAGAGAGAAACAGCAGACAUUGAGAACCUAUAUAUCAUUUGAAAUGUGUUAGACUUGUUCUGAGCCAUAGACUGCCCUGUGAAUGCAAAUGACUUUCAGAGAGGACUUUGUGGUAUGACAGCCUGACAGUCAAGAGUGCCCCCUUGGUGGCUUUGGGAACCACAGAUUCAUUGACCCAUUACAUUUUCUUUAUUUUGGAACUUUGAAUUUGAUUUGUUUAAGCAAUUUAUCCUGCGUUUUAGUGUAUUUUUGAGAUGGCAAUAUGAAUAUGGCAACUAUGGUUGAAUUGAUACUUCAUUUUUAAGUGUAUAUCACAGGGAAAAGAUGCCACUAUUCUAAUGAGAGAUUGAUCUUGUCAAUGAUAAGAAAUUAUAUAAUUUUGCUCUUUCAAACAA
Messenger RNA from Lytechinus variegatus (green sea urchin), 1143 nucleotides. RefSeq names its product coiled-coil-helix-coiled-coil-helix domain-containing protein 1-like (gene chchd1). Lineage: Eukaryota; Metazoa; Echinodermata; Echinoidea; Temnopleuroida; Toxopneustidae. The transcript is spliced from 3 exons. The record is from RefSeq and is a predicted model, not a curated record. Gene Ontology annotation, cellular component: mitochondrial ribosome; mitochondrion; nucleoplasm. The coding region runs from base 70 to 420 and encodes 116 amino acids. Gene Ontology annotation, biological process: mitochondrial translation. Gene Ontology annotation, molecular function: RNA binding.